Molecule: messenger RNA, 918 nt
Organism: Saccostrea cuccullata (small rock oyster)
Lineage: Eukaryota; Metazoa; Mollusca; Bivalvia; Ostreida; Ostreidae
Exons: 6
Coding region: 1-918 (305 amino acids)
Source: RefSeq, a predicted model, not a curated record
AUGACGUCAGCUGCCUGUGAUGUAGUCUAUAAUUACAAAAUGACCAGAUACCAGUUACUGAGGUUCCACAAGCACGUUGGUGAUCUGUCUGCUGAGUCCUGGCGGGGAGUUCCUAAAAUUCUUACUGACAGAGAAGGAAGUGAACCGUCCAUUCUCCCUGUCUCUCCCAAUUGUGCCAAAACAGACCAUAGAGAUCAUGACUGGGAAACUAUACCCACGGCAGCCAAUCAAAGGCGAAGGGGUUUGCAGGAAUUUCUGAAGAAGAUCAAGGAAGAGGAUCUGCCUGUGAUUGAUGAGAAGAUGGAGAAGAUUUCCCAGCAGAUCACACAAAAUAAAGAACUGUGUGACUCGGAGAUUAAAAGACUACAGAAGUAUUUUGAUGAGAUAAUAGCUGAGAUGACAAACUUCAAAAAACUUCAGGAAAAAAAAUCUGAGUUAGAGAAGAAGAGGGGGAUCGUUGAUACUAUGGAAUUCAUGGAGGAGAACAACAGCACCAUGUCAGAUUACAGCUUGAUUGACAACCACAGAGAACUGAGGAAAAUGCUGUCAGAAUUGGAGGUUCAUAUGACAAGCUGUGAACAUUCAGUUAGGAUCGCUAGAAACUCACAUAGCAGACAUCUGGUGAGACACAUCACAGUAACAGGUGAUGUCAUCCAUGAGUAUGAGUACCAGGAGGACGGUCAGACCAGACUGUUUACAUUGCCAUAUAGAGUCACACAGAACAAGGACUUCAAUCCAACUGAUGUAGUGUGUGACUCCCUCUGUAACAUCCUUGUUACUGACCCACCUAACAAACAGAUCCAUUUGCUGAGUCCUGAUGGGGAGUUCUUAAAGUUCUUACUGACAGAGAGAGAAGUGAACCUUCCAGUCUCAUUGUCUCUGUACAAGUCGAUCUACACUGUGGGUGGGAUGCAAUGA